AAAGACGAGAAGCCGGGUUGCCGUGAGGAUCUUACUACAGCCCCGCGCACACCGGAUUGAUCAAUUUCACCACUUGGAUCUUAUUUUAACGCAAAAAGGAGGGUUCAGCAGCAAGAUAUUGACAAAGGAAGACGUUUCCGUAUGGGAAAUUACACUUUUAAAAGGAAUUAACCAAGAAAUCAGAACCAAGUUUCGCAUCCCGGGCACUGAAGGGCCAGGACUCUGAGGUAGACAAGGACAUGUACCAGGGAUUCCCCGGUGGCUUUGAUUCUGGCUCCCGUGACAGCUCUUCCCCCUCCGCUGAGUCCCAGUACCUAUCAUCCGUGGAUUCAUUCGCAAGCCCUCCGACCACCACUGCUUCACAAGAGUGCACGGCAGCAGUGUCGGAAAUGCCUGGCUCAUUUUUGCCCACCGUGACUGCCAUCACCACCAGCCAGGACCUUCAGUGGAUGGUCCAGCCCACGCUCAUCUCCUCUGUGGCCCCGCAGCAGCACUCGGCCCCCUUGGCCAUGUCUCAGCAGGGCCACCAUCUGGAUCCGUACGAUCAGCCCAGCACCAGCUACAGUGCGGGUUACACGCCACCCUGCGCCGAGGCUCCAGGGCCUAGUAGGCCCACGCGAGCGCGCACACGACGGCCCCGUGAAGAAACUCUCACCCCAGAAGAGGAGGAGAAGAGGCGUGUCCGCAGAGAACGGAACAAACUCGCCGCGGCCAAGUGUCGCAACCGCCGGCGCGACCUGACUGACCGGCUGCAAUCGGAGACAGACCAGCUGGAGGAGGAGAAGGCGGAGCUGGAGGCUGAGAUCUCGGAGCUGCACAAAGAAAAGGAACGACUGGAGUUCAUGCUGGUGGCUCACCAGCCUACCUGCAAAAUCCCCUUUGAGGAGCAGGAGCAGCUGCAGGGGCCAGAGCAGCACCAGGCAGCUGGGUCUUCCGUGUCCGUCCUGGGGCUGUCUGUCAAAGAAGACCCCUUCUACCUGCCCCCCGCCUACCUGCCUCCCCCCCACGAGCAGCUCCACCACCCCCCCCAGCAGGGGCUGAUGUCAACGGAGGUAGCGUUUUCGAGUUCUUUCUAUGCACACAGCGAGCCUGGGCCCAACCCCUGUUACACGUCUUCCUUUGUGUUCAGCUACCCUGAGGGGGGUGGCACUUGCGGGGCGAGCGCUAACCAACGGACCAGCAGCAGCGAUCAAUCCUCAGACUCUCUGAGCUCCCCUUCCCUGCUGGCCCUGUGAGCGAACAGCCCAGCGAACCACACGCACACGCUCGCUCCCCCCAUCUUCACCGCAUUGUAGAGUUAACCCUGCUCCCUCCCAAAGUAGACAGCACACACAGAUUUCACGCCUGCUACUGAAUUCUCUUCAAUGGUGUGGCUUUGCCGUCUUUUCUCUAUCGUUUAAAGCAAACUCCCAGGUAGUCCUCAAUGACUCCAGCAGUUGGAUCUUCAGAAGAGGAGGAAGAGGAAACCACCCCCAUCACCACUGCUUCCUGUUUUUUUUGACUGAUUGGAUAUGAGUAUAACCGCCUCUCCCUCCCUCCCCCGCCUUCUUCUUCUUCUUUCUCAACCUCCCAGCUCCUGUCUUAGCAAUCUGGGGGGAGAGCUGUGAAAAGGAGGGGCUGGAGAAGAUGGUACAGCAAGGUAUUAUAUGGCUACUCUCAGCAAGCUCAUGCACAGCUAGUGCUGUUACUCGCGUGUUUUCAAAGUCGGCUUGUCAAGGAGCGAGCAUCCUGCAAUCUUUAAAUUUGUGUGACUAACAGAUAAGAGCGAUCUCGUGUGUUGAUCUUAAUGGGUUGAAAUAUAAAUGUAUUUGUCUGGAACAAAUACCCAGUUACUGUGUGCAAUGCCCUUCAGCACAAUGUCUUCAACCUCUUCACCGCGGCUUGUAUAUUUAAAUAAAGCAUCUUGCCUCUCA
Polyodon spathula (Mississippi paddlefish) is the source of this 1913-nucleotide messenger RNA. Its product is annotated as protein fosB-like. NCBI's taxonomy places the organism in Eukaryota, Metazoa, Chordata, Actinopteri, Acipenseriformes, Polyodontidae. Bases 240 to 1235 code for a protein of 331 amino acids. The record is from RefSeq and is a predicted model, not a curated record. The transcript has 5 exons. Gene Ontology annotation, cellular component: nucleus. Gene Ontology annotation, molecular function: RNA polymerase II cis-regulatory region sequence-specific DNA binding; DNA-binding transcription factor activity, RNA polymerase II-specific. Gene Ontology annotation, biological process: regulation of transcription by RNA polymerase II.